AUGCAGUCCGUUCCAACGCCUGGUUCAUCGCGUGUGCGACUCGAGUACUACCGGUAUGAGGUCACUUUCGGUAUCUAUGUCAUGACUGCGAGCGAGAAAUGGGUCACCAAUACUAUCGUUUUGACUGUGUUGAUACUUCUACUGUGGGCACUUGUCCUAUACUUUCCAUCGUUGCUGUACACCAAGCUGAGUCGCCUGGUGUGGCUGUUGACUGGUCAUAAUAGCCAGGGAGUCAGUACAGUCUUGCGCAUUCUCGAUAAGUACGACAAUCCAUCAACGCCUAUAGCCAUCGCUAAACAUGCCAUUGCCUCUUAG
Penicillium angulare is the source of this 315-nucleotide messenger RNA. RefSeq lists its product as uncharacterized. The coding region runs from base 1 to 315 and encodes 104 amino acids. The record is from RefSeq and is a predicted model, not a curated record. The transcript has a single exon. NCBI's taxonomy places the organism in Eukaryota, Fungi, Ascomycota, Eurotiomycetes, Eurotiales, Aspergillaceae.